UCUGUGAAAAGGACAAGCCAACGCCUAACAGGCAACUUCAAUGCUUGAUGUCCGAAUGUCAAAUCCAUCAUACACCAGUGCCGCGAUAAGAUAGCAUUCACGUGACCACAAUCCGUUUCAAACAAAGUUUGGCCGACCGUCAAUCCUCACUUCUCGCACACCAUGGCUGCCCCGCCAAAUGUGAGAACUUACGCCAAAAUAACAGGCACCCCCGACUAUGAUGAUCCGACCUUCUGGGAUACGAAGUUUGCCACUGGUCGGGAUGUCGGGGAGUGGCUGAAUUCGGGAGAAAUGCUCAUCGAUGCGGUAGUAUCUCACCUGGAGAGCCGCUCGGCAACGAACCCAAGAGUGCUCCAUCUGGGGCCAGGCAUCUCGAAGCUGGGAGUUAAACUUUGCGAUGAAUUCAUUAAGCGCAACUGGGCCGGAAAUGGCAUCGUGAACGUGGACUUUUCCGCCGAAGCCGUUCGCCUUGGGCAAGAGACCGAGAGCAAAAGGAAUCCAUCACAUGCGAUGGGCUGGGUGCAAGCUAACUUGCGGUCUUGGGCUGAUGUCUCUAGAUUAGCUCCUUCCUCGCCCUUCGACGUCAUUCUCGACAAAAGCACAAGCGAUGCGAUUGCAACAUCUACGCCCGUUACCUUCCCUUUACCCUCCGACGCAUCGAGUACAUGCCCGACGGUACAAGAGAUUGUGGAUAAACAUGGAGCGAUAGAGUUGUCUCCUGUGGAGCUAUUGGGUCUACACCUCGCACCCCUCGUGCAGAAAGGGGCCCUCUGGGUCACUCUAUCCUACUCGACCAUGCGCUUCGAUAAUUUGUCUCAUAUGGCCCAACACUGGACUGUCGUUUCCCGGACGCCUUUCAAAGCACCCCAAGGAGAGACUUCAUCAUUUGCUUACGCGCCUGAGGUUUUCCACUGGAUGUAUAUCCUCCAACGGAAGUGAGAUCCACCCCACUCCAUAUGAUUUGCGACUAUAAAUAGCCCGGAUUACUGGAUAGUGGCACAAUAGCCAUCCGACAAUGGAAUCGGUUACCUACCACACGGAGCCAUCAAUAACGCCAGUGCGUGACGGAUGAUACUGGACGCGAAGGAGUCCUGGUAUUCACAGUAAGUCAGGUGUUCACCGCUGAGCUCCUUUAUGUCACCUUUAGGCGAU
Aspergillus piperis CBS 112811 is the source of this 1152-nucleotide messenger RNA. RefSeq lists its product as uncharacterized. Bases 163 to 939 code for a protein of 258 amino acids. Lineage: Eukaryota; Fungi; Ascomycota; Eurotiomycetes; Eurotiales; Aspergillaceae. The transcript has 2 exons. The record is from RefSeq and is a predicted model, not a curated record.